Molecule: messenger RNA, 855 nt
Organism: Dufourea novaeangliae
Lineage: Eukaryota; Metazoa; Arthropoda; Insecta; Hymenoptera; Halictidae
Product: cuticle protein 18.7-like
Exons: 2
Coding region: 1-855 (284 amino acids)
Source: RefSeq, a predicted model, not a curated record
AUGUCACCAGUCGGCUUGGUGUUCGUCGGACUGAUCUCCGUUGCUCUGGCCAAGCCGGGCCUCAUCUCGGGCCCGUUGAUCGCUAGGCUGACCCCAGCCGCAUCGGUCGGGCUUGAUGGCAGAGUGUUGGACACGCCAGAGGUUGCAGUCGCGAAGGCGGAACACGCUGCAGCGCAACUGAACGAGAGGAUCAACCUGGCCAACGAAGCUGCCAGGUCAUCCGGGGUACUUCAAGCCACUGUGGUCAGGCCUUCCUCGUUGGUGGUCUCUGCGCCUACCGUUCUGAUACCUGGUGCACCUGUCGGACCCGAUGGUAGGGUCGUCGACACGCAGGAGGUCGCUAUCGCCAAGGCUGCUCAUGCUGCCGCGCAGGUCAACGAGAGAAUCAAUCUGGCCAACGAGGCUGCUAGGUCUGUGGCGGCGGAUGUGAACAGGCGAGUCGUACCCCUCGUGGCUAGCGGAUUGAUAGCCGCAAUUCCUGGGGCAGCAGUGGGCCCUGACGGAAGAGUGCUGGACACACCGGAAGUGGCGGCCGCGAAGGCAGCGCACGCAGCUGCCCAAAUCAACGAGAGAAUCUCUUUGGUGAAUGAGGCGGUCAGAUCCUCGGGAACUGUGGUAACCGCUGGACAAGCUGUGUCCGUGCCGCUGGUGGCGGCCAACGCUGUAGUCGUGCCAGGAGCGCCUAUUGGUCCCGAUGGACGAGUCCAGGACACAGCGGAAGUAGCCGUGGCGAAGGCUGCGCAUGCGUCUGCCCAUCUGAACGAGAAACUGAACUUGGUCAACGAGGCGGCUAGGUCCGCCGAUGUCCUCGCUAUCGCCAGCCCUUCUGUAGCCUACGGGAGGCUUGUUUAUUGA